Molecule: messenger RNA, 3304 nt
Organism: Betta splendens (Siamese fighting fish)
Lineage: Eukaryota; Metazoa; Chordata; Actinopteri; Anabantiformes; Osphronemidae
Gene: cyth3b
Product: cytohesin 3b
Exons: 13
Coding region: 368-1552 (394 amino acids)
Biological process (GO): regulation of ARF protein signal transduction
Molecular function (GO): guanyl-nucleotide exchange factor activity
Source: RefSeq, a predicted model, not a curated record
CGCAUCCGCUUCAACCACUCUCCCGACACCGGUGGAGUGAAGGCGUAUUUGGAGAAAAACGGAUAACGCGCUCGGCUGCUGUGACCGGAGAGACGUCGCCGCCGCCGCCGCCGCCGCCGCUUCCACCGAGCCGCUCCGCGCGCGCACCGACCGACCGGAGCCGGAGGGGCUGCUUUGCCAAUGCGAGGCGUAAAUGGCCACAGUGUUUCCCAACAGGAGACGCUGCCCGUGAAGCAACCUGUGCGCCAAAUGCGUCCUGGAAAUUAGGAGGAGAAUUCGCCGUACGUUACGCUACGUCUUCGUUCUUCGCGCGGCGGACGCUCCUGCGACCGAUUUUUGGGGGGAUCUUGAUUUGUAGACUGCAACCAUGGACGAGGACAACCAAGUACCUGAGGACCUGUCGCUGGAGGAAAGAGAUGAGCUGUCCAACAUCCGACGCAGGAAGAAGGAGCUUCUGGACGAUAUUGAACGGCUAAAGUUUGAAAUCGCAGAGGUGAUGACUGAAAUCGAGCAGUUAACCUGUGUGGGGGAAAGCAAAACCACACAGAGGAACAAGCAGAUCGCCAUGGGCAGGAAGAAGUUCAACAUGGACCCCAAAAAGGGGAUCCAGUUCCUGUUGGAGAAUGACCUCCUCCAGAACACACCAGAGGACAUCGCACAGUUCCUCUACAAAGGCGAGGGGCUCAACAAAACAGUCAUUGGGGACUAUUUAGGAGAACGAGACGACUUUAACAUCAAGGUGCUCCAGGCGUUUGUGGAGCUUCAUGAGUUUGCAGACCUCAACCUUGUACAAGCCUUAAGGCAGUUCCUGUGGAGCUUCAGACUUCCUGGCGAAGCCCAGAAGAUUGAUCGCAUGAUGGAGGCGUUCGCCUCCAGGUACUGCCAGUGUAAUCCUGGCGUCUUCCAGUCCACAGACACCUGCUAUGUCCUAUCAUUUGCCAUCAUUAUGCUGAACACCAGCCUGCACAAUCCCAACGUCAGGGAUAAGCCCCCUGUGGAGCGCUUCAUCUCUAUGAACAGAGGGAUCAAUGAGGGGGGAGACCUCCCCGAGGAGCUACUCAGGAAUCUAUACGACAGCAUCAAGAGCGAACCCUUUAAGAUCCCGGAGGACGACGGGAACGACCUGACCCACACGUUCUUCAACCCAGACAGAGAGGGCUGGCUGCUCAAAUUAGGAGGCCGAGUGAAAACCUGGAAGAGACGGUGGUUCAUUCUGACGGACAACUGCCUCUACUACUUCGAAUACACCACAGACAAGGAGCCUCGUGGGAUCAUCCCGCUGGAGAAUCUCAGCAUCAGGGAGGUGGAGGAGCCCAGAAAACCUAACUGUUUUGAGCUGUACAACCCCAACCACAAAGGACAGGUGAUCAAGGCCUGCAAGACGGAGGCAGACGGGCGCGUCGUCGAGGGCAACCACGUGGUGUACAGGAUAUCGGCCCCCACGCCGGAGGAGAAGGAGGAGUGGAUCAAAUCCAUCAAGGCCAGCAUCAGCAGAGACCCCUUCUACGACAUGCUGGCCACCAGGAAGCGGCGAAUCGCCAACAAGAAAUGAGGAGGAACGCCGGCCUCGCCUCCAGCCGCCCCGUCGUUGAUCUCCCUAAAUUCACGAAGACAUAAUUCACCACUUCAACGCUGAUUCACCACAUUAGUGACCGUCGACCUCGGAAGACGAACUCUGGAGACCAACCUCCGCUUUGACUCCGGACAAUCUUCAGAUUGGGAGAGAUUCCAGCAGUGCUCCGUGCGUUGACUUAACUCUUCAUGGAGCAGCACAACCAACCGUUCCAUUCGCUCCCCUCCAUCUCAUCCACACCUCCUACCUCCGCAUUUCAUUGUCACGUGUCGCUUCACGGUUCCUGUUUUCUUCCUAAAGCACAACUGCCAUGUUUCAGGUGCACAUACAUGCAUGUGGGUUGAUAUAGACCGAUAUGUUGUGAGUGUGUGUGUGUGUGUGUGUGUGUGUGUGUGUGUGUGUGUAACAUUGUGCAUGCUAUCAGUACACACAGCAUCUGCAGUGUGGGUGCAGGAGUAGGUCCAAACAUUCCCUCCACUGUGCUUUAUGAGAAGGUCUUAGUAAUUCAAAAUCAGUCUCGGCUUCUUUGUCCCAAGACUGUGGAGGUGUGAAGGUGAGUGUAGGAGGGACAGGGGGCCUGACAGACAGGGGGGGGGGGGGUGGCCUCACCCGGGCUGAGUUGGGUUCUCCUCUCCAGCUGCCAAGGCCGAAGCCUCGCGUGGAGCAACCUCAGAAAACAAGCGGCUCCGGCUUCCAUUUAGGCUCCAAACAGCUCAGCUCGAUCAGCUGGACUGAUUUCCAACACGUAUUCGCGUGGAACAGAGACUUUUGAAAGGUGCUUACUUUUUAUUUUAGUUGCGUAUUAAAGGAGCUUUUGUCAAGGCUUGGGCCUGUAAAUUGUAAUCCUCAAGAUUUUACGUUGUAAGGAUUACGACUUCAGAAGCUCUUUUAUGAGACACAGUCUUUUCAGUCGAACGGGUUAGUUGUGUUUAUGGCUGAGCAGUGGCUCUAUACGUUAGAGCAGCAGUUCCAUUAAGCUCGUUUCUCCCUCGUCUGGGGCCUAUGUCAGUGAAGGUCAACGUAUUGUUGUGAUCUUGUUUGCAUUUGGUUUGUAAUCCUUGCUUGCUUUUGUGUUUCUCUUUCAAAACACACAUAUAUGAAUAUAUAAUAACCAAUUAUGAUUUCUCUGUAUUUAUUUUGAUUUGUGAAAUGGUUUAUUACUACCUGUAAAUGUUCAAGUAUGUAUGCCUAAGUUAUGUAUGUAUAAACGAUGUAUAGGUUUCUUGCCUCUGUUGUUUUAGCCCAUUAUGUGUAAUUUUGUUUGAGCCUCUGGGCAGAAAUUUGCAUUAGCUGACGUUUGGGGUCUUCUUUACAAAAAAGCCUUAAACAUAAUCAUAAGCAAACAUAUAAUGAUAAUAAUAAUGAUGAUGAUGAUGAUGAUAUUGGUGAAUAACUGUGAUGAAUUUGUUAAAAGCCAUGAAUUAUGAGUGAGAAAGAUUGUUGUAUUUAUCAUGAAAAAGAUUCAUUUAUAGUGAAAAUGAUGUUUGUUGUUAAUGAUAAUUACAGUAAUAUUAGUGAUAAUGAUGAAUAUGAUGACCAUAAUAUUGAUGAUGUCAAAAAUGAUAAACACCAGUAGUUUUCUAUGUGACUGUAAAAUAAAAUGAAAGCCUUAUGGCCAGGGCAGAAUAUUAUCUUCUACUGUCCUGUGGGGGCUUAUAACUUUUAUAUUAUUAAUAUAUAUUGUUCACAUUGUACAUUAUGUGUAUCUAUAUAAAGUAUACUUAAAGCUAA